GAGGCAGCAAACAUCGAAGACGCCAACUUCAGCGUCGUGAAGAAGAACAUCUUCCAGGAACCAACCUCAACGUAAAGUCAGCGUUUUGUCCUCUGUUAGUUUACAGAAUACUUUUACGUCGCCGUUUUUUUUUGUUAAUUAAAGAUCAGAGUUUGUUGCAGAGCACUUUGAAAGCUCCUCUAGCUAGCGUAGCUUGCUAGCUUGUUGUUAGUCGCUCCAGAGAGAUACUCGGAAGUUAGCAACGCAUGCUAGGUGUCGUGAUCGUGUGAAAAUGUGUCAAGUCCAAAUGCUGAGAGCGUUGGUGAACCAGCGACUAGCUGCGGCUGUGGAAGAAAUAUUUGUAGUGUUGGAAAGAACGAUAGCAGAGUACGAGGAGGAACUUUGUCGAACAAAAGAGGAGAACGAGCGACAACGUCAACUACUGGACGCUGUUUCCAAGAGGUAUCAAGUUGGGUUGCACGGAGCAGAAGAGGUUCCUUCUCUUCAGCAGCAGGAGGCGCCCCAGCUCCCCCGCAUCAAAGAGGAGGAGGAAACUUGGACUCAGGAGGAUGAUGACGACAGCAGGAUUCCAGUGACGUGUGUGAUCGUGAAGAGCGAAGAUGAAGCUCAGCUUGAUGGCAGCGAGGAGACGAGAAGAUCAGAAGCCGACAGCCUCAUGGCGCCGCUCUCGGAUAGCGACGACGUGACAUCGCACUCUCCCGACACUGAUGAUGGUGAAAGCGCUACAGCUGACGUGACACGUCACGGCGACAACGCACACUUGAAAUGCCAACACUGCGACAAAACCUUUGUCUACAAGCGGAAUCUGAAAAGACACAUGAGGUGUCACAGUGGAGACAAACACUUCAAGUGUUGUCACUGCGACAAACGUUUCGAUGACAAGGCGCACCUCGCAAGACACGUGAGAAGUCACACGGGAGAAAAACCUUUCAGCUGCUCAGUUUGCGGCGAGAGCUUCACCCUGAAAGGCAAUUUGAUGAGACACGCCAAAAGACACAGCGGAGAAAAAACAUUCUCAUGUUCAGUUUGCAGUCAGUCCUUUUCCUCCAAGUCCAAUUUGAUGGCGCACAGCAGAACGCACACAGGGGAGAAACCAUUUUCCUGUUCCUUCUGCAGUGCGAGUUUUAGUGUCCGUCCAGCUUUGGCUCAACACACGAGAACACACACCGGCGAGAAACCUUUUUCCUGCUCCGUCUGUUGUAAAAGAUUCUCUCAACGGGCGCAUUUGACCGCGCACACGAGAACGCACACCGGGGAGAAACCUUUUUCUUGUUCAGUCUGCAACCUGACCUUCGGUGUCAGCUCCACGCUGAUUCAGCACAUGAAAACGCACACCAAGGAGAAACCGUUUUCCUGCUCGCUUUGCAACAAAACCUUCUCUCGAAAGAGAAGUCUGACAGCCCACACGAGGACGCACACCGGGGAGAAACUGUUUCCUUGUUCUGUGUGUCACGAGAGCUUUAGUGCUCGGUCAACUUUGAUUAACCACAAGAGAACGCACACGGGCGAGAAACCGUUCUCCUGCUCCUUCUGCGGGAACAAAUUCUCCCAGAAGGCCCAUAUAAUAACACACAUGCGCACACACACCGGAGAAAAACCGUUUUCCUGCUCUGUGUGCGGCCAAACAUUCUCUCUAAAAGGCACCCUGAUGAAACACACCAGGAAACACACUGGAGAAAAACCAUUUUCCUGCUCAGUGUGUCACUUGAGUUUUGGCGUCAGCUCCACUCUGAUUCGCCACAUGAGAACGCACACCGGUGAGAAACCAUUUGCUUGCUCAGUUUGCGGCAAGACCUUCUCUUUGAAAAGCACUCUGGUGAUCCACGCGAGGAAACACACCGGAGAAAAAGCCUUCGGCUGCGCCGUGUGCCGGGAUAAAUUCUCUUCCAGGAGUCAGCUCAACAAACACGCCUGCGCAGGCCAGAGCGGCGGCAGCCAAACUCUUUCCGCUGGCGAGGUGCACGUUGAAGCUUCUCAGGCUAGCUUUAGCUUGCUAGCUGCUAACAAAGAGAGGCGGAAGUUAGCAACGCGUGCUAAGUGUCGCGAUCGUGUGAAAAUGUGUCAAGUCCAAAUGCUGAGAGCGUUAGUGAACCAGCGACUAGCUGCGGCUGUGGAAGAAAUAUUUGUAGUGUUGGAAAGAACGAUAGCAGAGUACGAGGAGGAACUUUGUCGAACAAAAGAGGAGAACGAGCGACAACGUCAACUACUGGACGCUGUUUCCAAGAAAGCUCAAGCGGGGUCGCACGCAGCAGACGUCCGUGAGGAAGAUCUUCCCCCUGAGGAGAAGGACCCCCAGCACACCCACAUCAAAGAGGAAGUGUGGACUGAGGAGGACGCAGACAUGAAGUUCCCAGUGACUCGUGUGAUUGUGAAGAGCGAAGAUGCUGAAGAUGCUCAGUGGUCACAAAGCCAAGAGAAGAGAAGAUCAGAAGGAGACGGCGUCUCGGCUCCGCUAUCAGAGAGUGACGACAUGACGCCACGCUCCCACGACACCGAUGAUGAAGACGCCAAAGCGGACACGACGAGUCACACCGACGACAAACACUUUAAAUGCUCCCACUGUGACAAAACCUUUGACAAGAAGUCGCAUUUGGAAAUACACACAAGGACGCACACGGGAGAAAAACCAUUCAGCUGUUCGGUCUGUGGCGAGAGCUUCUCUCAAAAAGGCAAUUUGAUGAGACACACAAAGAGACACACGGGAGAAAAAACCUUCUCGUGCUCGGUUUGUGGUCAGUUAUUUUCCUCAAAGUCUAAUCUGAUGGUGCACACAAGAAGCCACACGGGAGAAAGACCCUUUUCCUGCUCCAUCUGCAACACAGGUUUUAGUUCUCAUUCGUCACUGUUGAGGCACAUAAGGACGCAUACCGGUGAGAAACCUUUCUCUUGCUCCUUUUGCAACAAAACUUUCUCUCAAAGGGAGCAUUUGAUAGCGCACACGAGAACACACACUGGAGAAAAACCCUUUUCCUGUUCCGUCUGCAACGUGACCUUUACUUUCCAGUCGUCGUUGGUGAGGCACAUGGUGACGCACUCUGGCGAGAAACCUUUCCCCUGCUCAUUUUGUGGCGAAACAUUCUCUCUGAAAAGCACCCUGGGGAAACACAUGAGGAAGCACACUGGAGAGAAACCAUUCAGCUGCAAUGCGUGCCGUAAACGGUUUUCUUACAAGUAUCAGCUGAGCAAACACGCGUGUGCUGGCGAGAGCAGCAGCACGCAUUUCACUGGCUAGACUUGACCUUCAGUUGCGUGACCCGUGUUUAUCGUGCUUGUUUAACGUUCCCAGCACUUUGUCGUCAAAGCAACACGGAUUCCUUUCUGUGGAAUAAAAACAUGUCCAACCAUG
Molecule: messenger RNA, 3346 nt
Organism: Doryrhamphus excisus (bluestripe pipefish)
Lineage: Eukaryota; Metazoa; Chordata; Actinopteri; Syngnathiformes; Syngnathidae
Source: RefSeq, a predicted model, not a curated record